AUGGCGGACGCUGGUUGGCUGAGAAUUGCUGUCUCUCAGCCAACCAGCGGCCUGUUACCAUGGCUGUUUCUGAGCUUCCCUCAGACCAAGACUUAUUUCAGCCACUUUGAUCUGAGCCACGGAUCUGCUGAUCUCCAGUCCCAUGGGGGUAAGGUCCUCUCUGCCCUUGGAGAUGCCACUAGCCAUCUGGACAACUUAGAUGGAGCCCUGUCCAAGCUGAGCGACCUGCAUGCAUACAACCUGAGAGUGGAUCCAGGAAACUUCAAGCUGCUCUCUCACUCCAUCCUGGUUGUUCUGGCUGCUCAUUUCCCGGCUGACUUUGAUGCAACCGCCCAUGCUGCCUGGGACAAGUUCAUCGCUGCUGUUUCUGCUGUUCUUACCUCAAAAUACAGAUAA
Pseudophryne corroboree (corroboree frog) is the source of this 396-nucleotide messenger RNA. Its product is annotated as hemoglobin subunit alpha-3-like. The record is from RefSeq and is a predicted model, not a curated record. The transcript is spliced from 3 exons. NCBI's taxonomy places the organism in Eukaryota, Metazoa, Chordata, Amphibia, Anura, Myobatrachidae. Gene Ontology annotation, cellular component: hemoglobin complex; haptoglobin-hemoglobin complex; blood microparticle. Bases 1 to 396 code for a protein of 131 amino acids. Gene Ontology annotation, biological process: hydrogen peroxide catabolic process; oxygen transport. Gene Ontology annotation, molecular function: peroxidase activity; haptoglobin binding; oxygen carrier activity.